Ceratitis capitata (Mediterranean fruit fly) is the source of this 1257-nucleotide messenger RNA. It is a transcript of the gene Rab39, whose product is annotated as ras-related protein Rab-39B. The record is from RefSeq and is a predicted model, not a curated record. Lineage: Eukaryota; Metazoa; Arthropoda; Insecta; Diptera; Tephritidae. Gene Ontology annotation, cellular component: Golgi membrane. Gene Ontology annotation, molecular function: GTPase activity; GTP binding. Gene Ontology annotation, biological process: Rab protein signal transduction. The coding region runs from base 434 to 1090 and encodes 218 amino acids. The transcript has 2 exons.
CGAUUAUCAGCAACAAAUUUUCUUAACGAACACGAUGAAGUGAAUAACAAAAACAAUUAGCUAUUUUUCCAAAUAUUAUAAACAAAGUAUUAGUUUUCGUACCAUAAGUGGAGCAAGUGGACAUUCAAUUAUAUUUACGACUUAAUUUCCCGGGGAGAAAUUAAGACUGAAUUGAACUCCCAAAUGGGAAUAUAUUUGAAGCAAGCAUAAAAUUGAAAAACCUUAAGAUACACAAAGAAAAAAAAUGAAUAUUGGUGUCAAAUAAAAAUUUAUCAAAAGUAAAAUCUAAUACUUUGAUAUUAAAAAGUUCAACGCAUAAAAGGAAAAUUGCUGGAAGUGACUAAGAAAAGUAUAUAUUCGUCGCCAGAAUAAAGGGUGCCAGAAUUAUAGCAACGUUGCUGUAUUACAUUUGUUGUUAUAAAACAGUUAAAGGAUGGUUGAACCUAUUUUCGAUUACCAAUUCAGACUAAUUCUAAUUGGUGAUAGUACAGUGGGCAAGAGUUCACUUUUGAAAUUUUUUACAGAUGGUAAAUUCGCUGAGCUCUCCGACCCCACAGUGGGAGUGGACUUUUUUGCACGUCUGAUGGAAAUGAAAGAUGGAACGCAAAUAAAAUUGCAGUUAUGGGACACAGCUGGCCAAGAACGCUUUCGUUCAAUAACAAAAUCAUACUACAGGAACUCCGUCGGAGUGCUGUUAGUAUAUGACAUCACCAACUACGCUAGCUUCGAACAUAUUCCGCUUUGGAUGAUGGAAGCCCAACGUCAUAUUGAACCACAUCGGCCUGUUUUCGCGCUGGUUGGUUGCAAGUUAGAUCUAGUUAACGCUGGUGGCCGUCGGGAGGUAUCCACUGAGGAAGCACAGACAUUUGCCAAGGAACAUGGACUGCAUUUUGUGGAGACAUCAGCUAGGAAUGGAGUUAAUGUAGAAGAGGCUUUUCGUAUGGUUACACAAGAGGUAUAUACGCGAAUACGUUCUGGAGAAUACAAAGUUGAGGAUGGUUGGGAUGGUAUAAAAACUGGGUUUGCCCGACCAAAUAGUUUAGAUUUUAAUUUGGUUAUGGCUGAGCCGGAAAAGUCAUCUUGCUGCUGAUGUGCCCGAGUCCGAGAGUAUAAAUAUCGCAUAUUUAUUGGAGGAAUAAUUUUAUUUAUGUAAAUUAUUCAAUAAUGACUUUGUAUGCACCUACAUAUUUCAUGCUAUAUUAAGAAGGAGGGGUAUAUAUUCGGAGUUGUGAAACAAAUAAAUUAAUUAUGCAUUAA